CGUCCAUCGCCAUCGCCAUCUAGGUACCUGACAGCGGCGCACCGGAGAUGCUCAUGUGUCCCACCGGCCACCGCGCGACAUGCACACCCUCCCGAUUAGUCUGAACCAGACAAAAAAUGCCUCUUUUUUCCGUGAAAAAUUAUUGUUUUUUUCUCCUGCUCGCGGCUCGCCGCUUCUCUACCUCCCGUCUCGUCUGCCCGUCUCCUCCUCCUCUUUGUUACCUCCGCCGCCGCUCGCCGGAAGGGAAUCCCACUCCACCAUCGCUGCUCCCGUCUCGCUGCCAUUUCCAACCAACGCCCACUCUGAGGCCUCACCUUGCUGCUAUGCCUCUCCAGCCGCUCGCCGGAGCACAACGCCACAGAGCCAGAAGCACAGCCUAGUACCUUGCCCCAACACCGAUGGCGUCCGACCACCCCUUCGAGGACCUCCUCGCCGCCGCCUGUGGCGCCCUCGCCCAUCUACACCUUCACAUCCACAUCCCCGGAUCCAAUUCCAGUCCCAAUCCCAGCCCCAAACAGCAGAAGCAGCAGCAGCAGCGCGAGCCUGACUGCCUCCUGCACCUCCACGUCCUCGUCACCAACUUCCUCCACAAGCCCCUCAGGUCAUUCGCCAGAUGCUUCCGCAGCGACACCAAACGCGACAGGCGGCGGGGAAGCAAACACUCCCCGCCGCUCCGGGAGCUGGGCAAUGGAGCCAGCCCACAGCAGCAGCUGGAGCUCCUGCUCUGCAUUGCCUUUGACGCCUUUGCCCACAACCUGCUCAUGCUGGAGGACGCCUGCAAGCAGAAAGGCGACGAAUUUGGUCACGCCACCCGAAAACUCGAUAAUUUUGAGAUUCUCAGGAAGGUAAUCGACGGGAAGAAGGCCGAUUUCGAUGGCUUCCUUUCCAACCUGGGGUUCGCAAAGGUCGGGACGCCGCCUCCGCCAGCAAGCAUCAUGGGUGCCUCCCCUACCCCAGCACCGGCGCCGGUCAGCGACCACGAGGAUGGCGGUGGAAUUGGGGACAAGGAGGGGGUGGACAGUGGCAGUGGUACACCACAGCUGCCACAGAGAUUGGCUGCUCGGCUGCUUGACCUCCCGUUGUCAAAUGUGGAGCGGCUGCGGUCAACACUGCCCACAGUUUCACUGACGGAGUUGAUGGAGUUACUUCCACAGCUGGUAGGCAGAUCAUCAACAUCGGCAGAUGGACAUCCAGACAAGAAGAAGCUUUUCUCCGUGCAGGACUUCUUCAGAUAUGCAGAAAUUGAAGGAAAGCGAUUCUUUGAAGAGUUGGAUAGAGAUGGUGAUGGCCAAGUUACUCUAGAAGAUCUUGAAAUUGCAAUGAGGAAGAGGCGGCUACCAAGGAGGUACGCCCGGGACUUCUUACAGCGUACCAGAAGCAACUUAUUUUCGAAAUCAAUUGGGUGGAAGCAAUUUUUAUCCUUGAUGGAACAGAAGGAGCCAACCAUUCUCCGAGCUUAUACCACACUGUGUUUGAGCAAGUCUGGAACACUUCACAAGAAUCAAAUCUUGACAUCCUUAAGAAGUGCAGGCCUUCCAUCCAAUGAAGAUAAUGCCUCUGCCAUGCUACGGUAUCUAAAUGCAGAUUCAGAAGGAUCGAUCUCAUAUGGCCAUUUCCGCAACUUCAUGCUUCUACUUCCUACAGAACGACUUGAGGAUGAUCCUCGGAACAUUUGGUUUGAAGCUGCUACUGUUGUUGCUGUUCCCCCACCUGUAGAAAUAUCCACAGGAAGUGUUUUGAAGUCUGCUUUGGCUGGAGGUCUUGCUAGUGCACUUUCUACCUCUCUAAUGCAUCCUAUUGAUUCAAUGAAGACACGUGUCCAAGCAUCUACGCUCUCAUUUCCAGAUCUCAUUUCAAAGCUUCCACAAAUUGGGCUUCAAGGAUUGUAUCGAGGUUCUAUCCCAGCAAUUCUCGGCCAGUUUUCCAGCCAUGGUUUGAGGACAGGAAUCUUUGAAGCAAGCAAGCUUGUAUUAAUUAAUGUCGCUCCAACUCUUCCAGAUAUUCAGGUGCAAUCGUUGGCUUCCUUCUGCAGCACAGUCCUGGGGACGGCAGUCCGUAUCCCUUGUGAGGUUCUUAAGCAGCGUUUGCAGGCUGGAAUCUUCAACAAUGUACAGGAGGCUAUUGUUGGCACCAUGAGACAAGAUGGCCCAAAAGGCUUUUUUCGCGGCACUGGGGCCACUCUUUGUCGUGAGGUUCCUUUCUAUGUUGCUGGAAUGUGCCUUUAUGCAGAAGCUAAAAAGGCAGCACAACAUGUUGUGAAGAGAGACUUGGAACCGUGGGAAACUGUAGCAGUUGGAGCAUUGUCUGGAGGACUUGCAGCAGUUGUCACCACUCCCUUCGACGUGAUGAAGACUCGGAUGAUGACUGCCCCUCCAGGCACGCCAGUGUCCAUGCAGAUGAUAGUCUUCUCCAUCCUCCGAAACGAGGGCCCUCUUGGGCUCUUCAAGGGUGCGAUCCCCCGCUUCUUCUGGAUUGCUCCUCUUGGAGCAAUGAACUUUGCAGGAUAUGAGCUCGCCAAGAAGGCGAUGAUCAAAGAUGAGGAUGAUUCCAGAGAGUCGAUACGUGAGAAGAAAGCCACAGUAGGUUCCAGAGGAUGAUAGGUCUAUUCACCUGGUUAAGAUCUAUGGUGCAAAGAAACAGAAGUCGUGCAACAGAAGUUUUUCCGCCCUUGUUGCAAAGAAGCAAUAGAAUCAUCUGCUGUUCCUUCUUGAUACUUGUAUCAAAUUGUAGGUUGUCCUACUUUUCCCUGCUGAGGAAAAUUUGCCGAAUUUCCAUUUCCGUAGGCCAUCAGAUCGAUGUAUAGUAUAGUAUAUGAUAAAAGGAUUACAGGGUACAGGCAGGAGUAAACAUGCUGGAGCUGUUCUUCUUUCCUGCACAGCUCGCUUCUUGUCUGUUGUUAAACGAUCCAUAGCCUUGUUCCCAUGGGCUUUUGUUGUUUUACCCUGAUGCCAUUAGGCUCUGACCUGGACUAAGCGAGGAGCUACAGAUUGUUUUGGUGUUUGAGAUA
Phragmites australis (common reed) is the source of this 3007-nucleotide messenger RNA. RefSeq names its product calcium-dependent mitochondrial ATP-magnesium/phosphate carrier protein 1-like. The transcript is spliced from 7 exons. Gene Ontology annotation, biological process: transmembrane transport. Bases 399 to 2597 code for a protein of 732 amino acids. NCBI's taxonomy places the organism in Eukaryota, Viridiplantae, Streptophyta, Magnoliopsida, Poales, Poaceae. Gene Ontology annotation, molecular function: S-adenosyl-L-methionine transmembrane transporter activity; calcium ion binding. Gene Ontology annotation, cellular component: mitochondrial inner membrane. The record is from RefSeq and is a predicted model, not a curated record.